Messenger RNA from Schistosoma curassoni, 924 nucleotides. The record is from the annotation of a GenBank genome assembly. Lineage: Eukaryota; Metazoa; Platyhelminthes; Trematoda; Strigeidida; Schistosomatidae.
AUGCCUCCUAAGCUUGAUCCUACUGCUGUUACUUAUUGUUACCUGAGAGUUAUUGGUGGUGAGGUUGGUGCAACAUCGUCUUUAGCACCGAAAAUUGGUCCUCUUGGCUUGUCUCCUAAAAAAGUCGGUGACGAUAUCGCAAAAGCAACUCAAGAAUGGAAAGGUCUUCGUAUUUGUGUUAAAUUGACUAUCCAGAAUCGACAAGCGACCAUCAGUGUUGUUCCUACGGCUUCCUCUCUCAUAAUCAAAGCCCUUAAGGAAGAGCCUCGUGAUAGGAAGAAAGUAAAGAACAUAAAACACAAUGGGAAUUUGACAUUUGAUGAGAUAAUAGAAAUUGCACGAACGAUGAGACCCAGAAGCAUUGCCCGUGAGCUUUCUGGAACAGUAAAAGAGGUUCUGGGAACGGCAAGAUCGGUCGGCUGUACAAUUGAUGGUCAGUCUCCUCAAGUCAUAAUCGAGAAAGUAAAUGCUGGGGAAAUAUCGGUACCUGCAGCGUAGUUGCAAAUAAACUUUUGUUCAUCUAAUUACAUUUCAAUCAAAGACCAACUGUCAGAUCAGAUCAUAUACAUAUCCGUCAUGUGACUAGAAAUUUCCCGCUGAAAAUUUCCAUGGUGAGUCCGCUAUUGCUGUUGCCCACGAACAAGAUAUAAUAUUUUAGCAUCCAUGUACCAACAGAUGUUCCGGGUUUACUUGUACGCUUUAGUUUAAUAACGAACGCCUGGAUGUUGCAAUCAUUUGUGCUGGAUUUCUCUGUUUGAAUGUAGGUGGAUCCGAGUGCUGUUAGAGUUUCGACGGGUGUUGUCACUUCAAUUGCCUACACCAUUUAACCGCACUUCUUAAGGGACCUGAAAAAGAAACUGGUUUAGAAGUAUCGAUUGCCUUGAACAUGACGGCAGCAUCCGCAGUUUUAGAUGGGUCAGGUUC